GAGGAGGAAGAAGAAGAGGAGGAGGAGGAGGAGGCGGCGGCGGCGGGAGGAAGACCAGCCAGGCAGCAGUGUGCCUGCAGACGUCGAGAGAAGGAGCGGAAGAAGUUAAGUGUGACCAAACCUGGUAGGUUUACUCCUCCUCCUCACCUGGAGGAUCCAUGAAAGAAGCCAUGCCGGUGCUCACAGCAGGAGCAGGUGAGAUGAGACCCUUGAUGUUAUCUUGGCCGCCUCGAUCAUAUUCCUUAAUCCUCUUCCUCGUCGCCGUCUUUUUAGGGCUCCACGAGACGUUGGCCCUGCUCACCUCACAGCUGAGGCCCGAUGCCAACCACAAGGAGGACAUGGUCUUCCUCAAGGAUGUUUUCAGCGAGAGAAGCUUGGCGUACCUGAUGAAGAUCCAUGAGAGGUUGAGACAGUAUGAGAGACAAAGUCCAACCCCUGUCCUGCAUAGCGUCUCCUCUCUAGCCGAAGACGUGACAGACGAAUUGCAGAGUCGCCCAAUGAACACGGAGGAGAGGGAGCUGCUGCAAUUGCUGACAUCACCGCAUCUCAAAGCCCUUCUGUCUGUACACGACACGGUAGCUCAGAAGAGUUUCGAUCCCGUCCUGCCGCCCCUGCCAGACGACUACGAUGAUGACCUGGAGGAGGAGUCGGUGAAGAUUGUGCGUCUCGUAAAGAACAAAGAACCUUUGGGCGCCACCAUCAGGAGGGACGAGGCCACUGGGGCGGUAAUUGUGGCUCGUAUCAUGAGAGGGGGCGCAGCGGACAGAAGUGGUUUGGUCCAUGUAGGAGACGAACUCAGGGAAGUCAACGGCGUCUCGGUGGUCCACAAGAGGCCCGAUGAGAUCAGUCAGUUGCUGUCACAGUCGCAGGGCUCCAUUACUCUGAAGAUCAUCCCCGCGAUUAAAGAGGAAGACCGACUGAGGGAGAGCAAGGUGUACUUGAGAGCCUUGUUUGACUACAUCCCCUUGGAGGACAAAGCUACGCCAUGCCAGGAGGCCGGUCUUCCCUUCAAACGUGGCGACAUCCUGCAGGUGGUGACCCAGGAUGACCCUACGUGGUGGCAGGCCAAGCGAGUGGGUGAUAGCAACCUCCGUGCUGGACUUGUCCCAUCCAAACACUUCCAAGAGAGGCGGUUGGCAUACAGGAUGAAAGUGGGCACACUCCCCAAUCCCAAGUCCCCCAAAACGCCUUCCUACGAUCAAGCGUGCGAUAAAGACGACUGUGACUGUGAGGGCUAUUUCAAUGGACAGUACAUAGUCUCUCCUAAGCGUAACGCAGUGAUGCCCUCCUGUGGUCAGGUGUUUUCCUGGGAAUUUUAUUCAGCCGGCCUGCGCAGGAGCUUCCGCCUGAGUCGGAAAGACCGACAAGGCUCCUCAAGUGACGGCUCUGACCCGGGAGACUCUGAGUUCCUGACGUACGAGGAGGUGACCCGCUACCAGCAGCGGCCCAACGAGAGGCCUCGACUGGUGGUUCUGAUCGGUUCUCUUGGAGCGCGAAUCAAUGAACUCAAGCAGCGGGUGAUUGCUGAGAACCCGCAUCGCUAUGCGGUGGCCGUACCACAUACCACCAGGCCCAAGAAACCUCAUGAGAAGGAAGGUGUGGAGUAUCACUUUGUCACCAAGCAGCAGUUUGACACUGAUGUCCUCAACAACAAGUUCAUCGAGCAUGGCGAGUACAAGGAAAACCAGUACGGCACCAGUAUCGAGGCCAUCCGCUCCGUGCAGGCCAAGAACAAAAUGUGCAUCGUAGAUGUUCAGCCUGAGGCCUUGAGAAGGCUACGGACAGCGGAGUUCAAGCCUUACGUAGUUUUUGUCAAACCCCGGGCUCCCGAAAGUAGACGGCGACGCACCACAGCGACCUCGCCGGGAGGGGCAGAGCAAGGCCGCAUUACGGACGAGGAUCUCCAAGAGAUGCGCCAGUCCGCCAUCCAGAUGGAUCAGCAGUACGGACAUCUGGUUGACCGGGUCCUGAUCAAGGAGGACUCUGCCAGUGCCUGCACAGAACUGCGGAGUAUUUUGGAGAGACUGGAGCGUGAUUGUUUCUGGGUGCCUCUCAGCUGGGUUCGGUCCUAAAAAAAAAAAAAAACUUCACAAACCGCCAUCCUUCUCGGACUUGAGGGUCUGCUGCACUUGUCAUGCAGGACUUGGCGGGGAACCGAAUCAAAAUUGCAAAAAAUCUGCCACUUCCUGAACGCCACAUCUAUCAGGUUUGCUUUGAAGAACUGCUUAAUGAAUUGCUGACAGGCAUGAAGGAGCACUCAGUUUUACCACCACUCCAGUUCGAGUCGAUCAAGUAGCAUGUUUUGUAAUAAAUAAAGACAACAAACGGAAUGCUUCCCAGAGACUAAAAAAAACAACAACAACAGAA
This is a messenger RNA of Hippocampus zosterae (dwarf seahorse), 2367 nucleotides long. It is a transcript of the gene mpp3a, whose product is annotated as MAGUK p55 scaffold protein 3a. Gene Ontology annotation, molecular function: protein binding. Gene Ontology annotation, cellular component: plasma membrane; cell-cell junction. The transcript has 19 exons. The record is from RefSeq and is a predicted model, not a curated record. The coding region runs from base 159 to 2072 and encodes 637 amino acids. Lineage: Eukaryota; Metazoa; Chordata; Actinopteri; Syngnathiformes; Syngnathidae.